AUGGGUAAACAGGCCAGCACGAUCGGGAUUCCCAUCAAGCUUCUGAACGAAGCUCAGGGACAUGUUGUUACGUUGGAGAUCACUUCCGGCCAGGUGUAUCGAGGAAAGCUGCUUGAAGCUGAGGAUAACAUGAACGUUCAACUCAAAGAUAUAACCGUCACGGCGCGUGAUGGUCGUGUGUCGCAUUUGGACCAAGUCUACAUUCGCGGAAGCCACGUGCGAUUCUUUAUUGUACCAGACAUGCUAAGUUCAAGCACUAAUAUUCUCCCACCUGCAGGAAUGCCCCCAUGUUCCGCACUCGAGGCCAGCGUGGCAGGGGUGUUGGUCUGGCUCGUGGAAAGGCCACCGUCAACAGGGCUAGAGGACAGAAGAGGGGUUGAGGAUGUCUACCCCUGCUACGGAUACCAAGCUGGAUUGAAUUGGAUCUCACUCAGAUCUACGACCUCCUUCGACAAUUACAACCCGUUCUUCUUUUCCUCUCACGACACUGAAUUCCAUCUCAAUAUUUCCAUGGGCCCCUGCAGACUCAAGGGUUCGGGCCAGGGGCGACCGUGGUUUCCUACUGAGGUAAUGUCUUCAUGA
Molecule: messenger RNA, 582 nt
Organism: Rasamsonia emersonii CBS 393.64
Lineage: Eukaryota; Fungi; Ascomycota; Eurotiomycetes; Eurotiales; Trichocomaceae
Product: Small nuclear ribonucleoprotein Sm D3
Exons: 4
Coding region: 1-582 (193 amino acids)
Biological process (GO): RNA processing; spliceosomal snRNP assembly
Cellular component (GO): SMN-Sm protein complex; U5 snRNP; pICln-Sm protein complex
Molecular function (GO): RNA binding
Source: RefSeq, a predicted model, not a curated record